AUGCGCCUAUCAAUCUCCACUGCCUCUACUCAUCCUCCGUUCAGCUACAAGAGCGUCCUGUCUCCUAAGGAGGAAUCCAAAUCCAAUAGCUCCAAUCUCAUACUCUACCUCCCUCCCGGCCCCCUUUUUGACCGGUCACAAUACACCAAAGGCCAUGGGUCUACGGGUACAACGAGCACAUCAAACGGUUCCUCUGCUGCAAAGCAGAAUACUUUCACAUUGUUACCAGAAGAGAAUCUGGCGAUAACUACUCUAUGUACUACUGUGGUGGUGAAAUACCGUCUUGGAAGAAUACAAGCGGCCGGAAUCCGAAAGACCUACAGAUAUCCUACGCCAGUGCACGAUACAUUGGCUGGACUUGACUGGGCAAAGAAUGAGUUUCAGCCAGAUAAUGUCUUUGUUUUUGGGAGACAUAUCGGUGGCUCGUUGGCGCUUAUGUUGGCGCUAACCGAAGCUCGGGGACUCAAGGGUGUUGCAGCAGAAGAGCCAAUAUGCGAUUGGGUUGGCUUAGACGAUUACUGCAUUACAGAUAUCGAAAAAGCAGGGCCUGAUACGGAGAAGCCAGAGGUAGAGCAAGAUAAAGAAUCGGCACGGAAACGCGGCCGGAAGAAAAAGGAGCCUCUACCAACACCAGCGGACCUUGUACCUCUGCUUGAUGCAAGGCGCCGACUCUUCCCUACCCCGGAGAAGUACUUUGAUUCUUUCGCGUCUCCGACCCUUUUUCUCCGAACUUCAGGAAAAUAUAUACCUUUGGUGUUUCCGACUUAUCUGACAGGGCCGGAGUAUCCCACACCUGUUCUAAAACGGCAGCCCAAGACCGAAGCUGACGCGUUAUACAUGACGGAUUUACUUGCUUCGUCACCGUCGGAAAACUCAACGAGCACAGAUCGCAGCGAAAAUAUACCAGACAAGUCUCUCACGUCACUGAUCAAACCUGUACGUAAACGAAAAGUGUUAUCGCGCUGGCCGCCUUCGGGAUUGGAUUAUGGGCUGGAAGCUUAUGAAGCGCAGAAUCGAUGGGUUAAACGGGAAGAGACCGCGCUCCCAGAUGUUCGGAUAUUCGUCCGUGAUGAAGACCUGUAUGCAAAAGAGUUGGAAAAUCAGGAUAAGGCUACGAGUUUGGAUGAUAGAAUUAAUACCCUGAUGGAAGCUUUGAAGCUGGACGGUUAUUCGAAUGGCCAGGAAAUGGGUCGGAAUUCCCCAUCAAAAGGCAAAGCACAUGGUAAUACUGUGCUAGCUCGUCAGGGAAAAGAGAUGGUUUCCCUCAUGCGCAGUGCUUGCUUUUGGGACAGAAAAAAAGGAGCUGCUGAACGAUGUGUGAAGCUGGUUCCAAUCUUACCUCCCGAUGCGGAUCAAAUAUCUGGUUCUUCCGGCAAUGAAGCCGCAGAUUCUACCCCUUAUGAGGUAAGGCCUGUUGAAGUGCAAGCUGGUCAUCGCUUCAUGGAGAUUCUGCAGGGAAGUAAACAAGAGUAG
Molecule: messenger RNA, 1473 nt
Organism: Trichophyton verrucosum HKI 0517
Lineage: Eukaryota; Fungi; Ascomycota; Eurotiomycetes; Onygenales; Arthrodermataceae
Exons: 3
Coding region: 1-1473 (490 amino acids)
Molecular function (GO): hydrolase activity
Source: RefSeq, a predicted model, not a curated record